AUGAUCAUGAACUUACGACCGCAGCACGAGAAGCUUCUAAGAGAAAUUUAUAAGAGAGACGGGUCAGUGGAUGAGCAGAAGCUGUCGUUCUUUAAACAUUAUCUGCAGCAGAAACCCAUGAAAAUCUCAGAAACCAUUAAUAUACUAAAGGAUUACACAAAGAAGUAUGCACAGUCAAAUCAGUUUGAAAAGCAUCUAACUACGCUUGUGAUAUCUUCUCAUCUAGUUCAAGACUAUUCUAUGUUCUGCGCGUCCUUUGAGGUGGCUGCCUUAAAGCUUAUCAAGACCCACCUAAAGGUUAUCUUGCGGAUUAUGAAAAAAGGUCCGCAGGCGUGCCCUGCUGGAUUCAUUGAUAUAUGCUGCCAGGAGAUAAAAAGAUGCUUUGUUUUGUUUACAUAUGCAGGAACGCGGUGCUCUGAGGCAGAAAGUCUUACCUCCCAGAUAUUUUUUGCUAUUUGCAGUGCAAUAGACAGUGGGUUUAUCUCAGAGAAAAGAGAGAAAAUGGAGAUUUCAGAGAUAUACGAAAGAAUAUCCCAGGUGUAUGCAUGCAACUGGAGCACUCUAUCAACAAUUAACAUAAAGAAAAAAGAAUGCACAGAGGAUGAAAGAAUGUCCAAUAUAAAGGACCCAGACGAUGAGUCAUACAGCACAGAUGCAACGGCCUCAUAUAACUUUGCAGAAAUGUCCUAUAACUACACAGACGACAAAACUUCUUCUUCCUCUUCCAUAUUCCCGUUGCUGGAGAAAGGAGAGGGCGAAAAGGCGCUUGAUAGGGCAGAGGAGGUUGAAGACCCGCAGCAGGACACACUGUACAAUCCAGACGCCAGCCGAAUCCAGGAACUGUCUAUACGAAACAGCACAUCUGAAAGCGUCAGAAAGGAGUUUAUUACAGGGAAUGGUUUUAUUGUCAAGUCCGAUAGCAUGGGGCGUGCAGAGUUUAAUGAUAUGUUUCUGCUUACUCUUCUUUCUAUGAUUAUUAAGGCAGCUGGUCUAUUAGUGCGACACCCAGAGAAGAAAAUAUUCAGCUUAAACCGCGCGCUGAUUAAGGCAGCAUCCUUUAACAGGGAAAUCCGGCAGGACAUAUUCAGCACGUACUUCCAUCUUCUUGCGCCAGCGUCUAUCCUCUCUACAGUGGUGCACCAGGCCUUAGAGAUAGCAAGUGAAAGAGAGAUUGACAACAUGCACAGUAUUAUAUACUAUUAUAUAAGCAGUGACUGCUAUGCUGACCUUAUCAAACAGUCUAACUCGAUUCUUACAUCGCGGCGGCUUAAAAUGUUUGAGUCUGCUAAUAAUGAAAAAACCAGACGUAUGUAUGUUCUAUUACUACUUCAAACCGUGUCGUUCAUAAGCGAGGUAGAAACAACCGUACCCACUGCACAGAUAGCCAAAAGUUUCUACUUUCUUCUAAGGUCUCUCUUUCCAAAGAAGACACUCUUCCGAAAAAUAGUCCUUACAGACGCAGACCUUCAGGAAAGAGCACUAACAAUCAAGUACUUCAAGCUAUUUAUGACCAAGUGUCAAGACAAAGAAAAUUUAUUUCACUCCCUACUGAGAAGAACUUUUCAAAAAGAGGUGGGGAUAGGAACAUCUACAGUUCCUGCCGACUUAAAGCUGCUUAUUUCAAAAGAGCUAGAAUCAACAAUUAUGCAUCUAGAAAAGUGUUCGUCUUUAGGGCUGCUUGAAGUUUUGCUGGAAAUAGCAUCUUCUCCGAAUUUGCAGUUCCGUGAGUACAUAAACAGCACUCUGGAAUUAAUGGUUGAAAAGGGUAUUCUUGAAAAAAGGUCGCAGUUUGAAGAGCAUAAAAGAAUUAGCCUCUUUGCGAAAAUAAGAACCCAGGCCAUACAGCAUGGCGGGCUCUAUGUGUCUCUCCUAAAAAAGUCAAUUUAUACGAUAAACAAAUCUGAAAUAAAGAUAGUUGCUGGUGUAUUUGCGAUACUGAACGAAGUCUCUGGCUUGGAGGAGUGUAGCAAGUAUGUAGAUGUCACAGGAACACAUUACAAUAUAGAAGAGGACAACAAAUUAUGUAAAAGAGAAAGCAGUGUACAAGGAAGCAGUGUUAGAUCUAGUAUGACAUUUGGGGGAGUCCGUAAGAGUUCAAUUCGGCUUUUUGAAAUGUUUAAGAAAUUGAAUAAAUAACCAUUUCCUCUGCAUGCCUCCUAGGUCUUUUACAUAUUCCA
Nematocida parisii ERTm1 is the source of this 2177-nucleotide messenger RNA. RefSeq lists its product as uncharacterized. The coding region runs from base 1 to 2136 and encodes 711 amino acids. The transcript has a single exon. NCBI's taxonomy places the organism in Eukaryota, Fungi, Microsporidia. The record is from RefSeq and is a predicted model, not a curated record.